Messenger RNA from Phyllopteryx taeniolatus (common seadragon), 2497 nucleotides. RefSeq names its product kelch domain-containing protein 10-like. Gene Ontology annotation, biological process: positive regulation of stress-activated MAPK cascade. The transcript has 10 exons. Bases 173 to 1426 code for a protein of 417 amino acids. Lineage: Eukaryota; Metazoa; Chordata; Actinopteri; Syngnathiformes; Syngnathidae. Gene Ontology annotation, molecular function: protein binding. The record is from RefSeq and is a predicted model, not a curated record.
UGAUUGGUCAGGACGGAUCACAUGACCGCGACGCACCACUAACAACAGCAGCAGCAACUAGAGUGUACGCUCAGCUGGGUUAUUUCCGAACAAACAUGCUUCCCCUUCUAAUGGUGUCAAUCGUUCGUGUCCACCAGUGAAGCGUCUUGGUCGGUGCCGCCACCUCGUCAACAUGUCGACGCCGGUACAGGACGAAAGCUCCAGUCAGCUCAAUAGGUUCGAGAAAUUGUUGUGGAGGCCCGCGAGUCGAGAUUCAGGCUUCAAGACGCGUGCACGCUGGCUCCAGGCUCGACGCAUCUUAUCCCCUGCGUUCCCCAACCUGCGCAUCCCCAACAGGUUUCUGACAGAAGGACCCUGGGUGCCCUCGGCCCGUAGCGGACACCGCUGCGUCGCAGACAGCACCCACCUGUACGUGUUUGGUGGCUACAACCCAGACUUCGAGGAGGCGGGUGGGGUAGAAAAUGAAGACUUUCCUCUCUUCAGGGAGUUAUGGAGGUUUCAUUUCGCCACCUCCACCUGGCACCGCGUUCAGACGGAGGGUUACAUUCCCACGGAGCUCGCUUCCAUGUCAGCUGUCUUCCAUGGUAACAACCUGCUGGUGUUUGGAGGCACCGGUAUUCCCUUCGGUGAAAACAACGGCAACGACGUCCAUGUUUGCAAUGUUAAGUACAAACAAUGGAACUUGCUCUGCUGCAGAGGGACGAAGCCCAACAAGAUCUACGGCCAGGCAAUGGUCAUAAUAAAUGGCUCCCUGUACGUUUUUGGAGGGACGACGGGCUACCAUUACAGCACGGACCUGCACAGGCUGGACCUGACGACCAAAGAAUGGAGCCACCUCAAGCCAAACAACGUCCCCACGGAUCUACCGGAGGAGCGGUACAGACACGAGCUAGCUCAUGAUGGACGGAGGAUAUACAUUCUUGGAGGCGGGACCUCCUGGUCAUCGUAUCGUCUGGACAAGAUUCACGCAUAUAACUUGGAGACAAAUUACUGGGAGGAAAUAGUCACCAAACCCCAUGAAAAACUAGGAUAUCCUGCUGCCCGUCGCUGUCACAGCUGUGUGCAGGUUCAACAUGAGGUGUUUAUAUGUGGUGGCUACGACGGUCAGCUGAUCAUGGACGACCUGUGGAAGCUCAACCUCCGCACGUAUAAGUGGACCAAACUUCCUGCCAUGAUGCCAGAGCCCGCCUACUUCCACUGUGCCGCUGUCACGCCAGCGGGCUGCAUGUACGUCCACGGCGGUGUAGUGAACAUGUCCGGUAAUCGUCGUACGGCCUCGUUGUACAAAGUGUGGCUUGUGGUGCCCAGCCUGCUGGAACUGGCCUGGGAGAUGCUACUGAAGAUGAAGCCUCACCUUGCUCAGCUGUCCACACUGCAGCUACUCGGCCUGGGACUGCCGCACACGUUCAUUCAGCGGCUCAAGUAGGUGGAGCACCGACGUAGGGGCCGCUCCGUAAUUGGACACAGAGGCGAGCGUUGCAUGGUGAACAAUUGUAAAAAAAAAAAAAAAAGGGAUUGCAGUUCUGAAGAUUGCCUUCUGGAUUACAAUCUGUUCUAUUUCCUUUAUCUUUUUGUGAAUGUGUUCUGUUUUAUACAGCUGUGUUAAGAUGAGCUUGUCUGUUUACACUGCACAAGCCAUUUUAAUUUGAUCGACCAUAGUGUCAUUUUAUGGCCUCAAUAACUGGUUUAAAUUCUGCACUCGAAAAAGGGGAUGUCUGAUGCACUGAUGUCUCAUUUUUGUAUAAAACUGUUCCACGCAAUUGUAUAUCGUUUGUAUUUUUGUGUUGAAACAACGAAAUGAAAAAGCGUGGAACUGUGACAAAAGUAGGAAGUUUAGUUUUUUUUUUAAUGCAAUGUGCAGCUGUGAUUAUUUCAAUUGAAAAUGUAAUAUUUUUUUAAUGGCAUCACUGUGACUUUCCUCGUGCCUCUUCUAGGUUUUUUUUUUUUUUUUUUGGAUUAUUUUACACUUGCAGCCUCAGCAAUGUUUUUCUUUUUUUUUUUUUCCUUCUGGUGCCUUUUGAAUGCUCAAAUUGCUCGUGAUGAUCGACUCUGUGCCGGUUGCGUGCAGGUUACACUACUACUACUAAGUUGUUUUAAAUCACUGUGCUGUUUACGAUGUGUUUACUUAUUUUUAAACCAAAUUUUAUUUCCUGAAUGUGUAAUAUAGAACACAUUUAUUCUUUUUUUGUUGUUUUUUUUUACUGAUAAAGUGGUACCAUUUGAAAAGCACAUUUUUUUUUCAAACUUUUGAACAUGUUUAUCUUCGGAAUUAAAAUUUAACUUAGUUUGUUUUCCACUUUCCUACAUUUGUUGAUAUGAAGCCAGUCUGCUUCAGUGUGUUCAAAGUAGGCCUUGCUUGUGUCAGAGAUGUUUCUAUUUAUGACGUUUGUGAUCUCUCCUGCAUGUCACUGUACUGUACACAAAUGUUUACUCAAAGGAGCAUUUCGAUGUAAAUCUUUCUAAUUCCUGUUGUGCAAUAAAACUCGGGCAGACCUUU